Chelmon rostratus (copperband butterflyfish) is the source of this 1951-nucleotide messenger RNA. RefSeq names its product E3 ubiquitin-protein ligase TRIM35-like. Lineage: Eukaryota; Metazoa; Chordata; Actinopteri; Chaetodontiformes; Chaetodontidae. The transcript is spliced from 9 exons. The coding region runs from base 210 to 1463 and encodes 417 amino acids. The record is from RefSeq and is a predicted model, not a curated record.
GUAGCGCUGGACAAAAACAACAGGAAGCAGCUAAAGCUGCAGUCAGAGUUAGCAUUAGCAGCAGCAGCUGCACGGGGAAAGAAGAGCAGCUCCUGAAAAGUGAAGAACAAAGGUCACGGAAAAUCUGUGGGGCGACAAGUUUUCUUCUGUGAGUCCGUUCACAGCUCACAGCAGUUCACAGCAGUUCGACAUCUUGCUGGAACUUAAAAAUGUCUAUACCUGUGCAAAUCAAAAAACUGCUGAAAGAUUACCUGGAAGAGCUGAGUGCAGACAGGCUGAGGGUAUUUCAGUGGUACUUGGCCCUGAAUGAGGUAGAGGGAUCCCGACCCAUCCGCCAGCCCGAGCUGGAGGGCGCAACCAGAGAGGAUACUGUGGAUAAACUGGUGCAGGCUUACGGGGAAGACGGUGCUGUGCAGGUGACUGUGGACAUCCUGUUUAGGAUGGGACAGAAUGACCUGGCACAGAGGAUAACUCAAGCCAAAAUAGACAGAGGGACAGAAGAACAGCACGAGCCUUCCACUGCGAGAGGGAACCAGAGGGAUGCAGACUGGUCUGCCGCUCAGGACCUUACCUGUCCGGUUUGCUUUCUGGUUUUCAGCGAGCCUGUGGUGCUGCAGUGCGGCCACAGCUUCUGCAGGGCCUGCCUGAACCAGAGCUUGACGGGGAAAGUCUGUCUGAAAUGCCCGCUUUGUCAGAAAGUGGCGUCUGGCGCUGAACCUCCGAUUAACUUUGCUCUCAGGAGCUUGAGUGAAAACUACAGGAAGAGAAGUUCUGGUGAAUCAUCAGGAGGAGACAGAAAUGGCUCAGAGUCACAGAAUCAGCCUCCUUCCGAGAGCAUCCAAGAGAAGAGGGACGCUUUUGAAAGAGUCAAACGAUUUUGUGAUUCAUCAGCUGAGCGCAUCAAGAGCCAGAGCCGCGACGCAGAGAAGAAGAUUAAGGACGACUUUGAGGAGCUCCACGCCUUCCUCAAGACGGAGGAAGCGACCAGGCUGGCGGCGUUAAGAGAAGAAGAGAGUCAGAAGAUCCGUUUGACGCAGCUGAAUGCAGAGAUGAGCAGAAACACGUUCUCGCUGUCCGACACUGUGGCAGAAAUGGAAGCCUGUGGUGCUGACAGCUCGCUCACACAGGACUUUAGGACAAACUUGGAAAGGACUCAGAACACGCUGCCAGACCCAGAAAGUCUUCCUCUGUCCAUAAAUGUGUCCAAGCAUGUGGAAAACCUUCAGCUCGAAGUCUGGGAGAAGAUGGGGAGCAUCGUAAAACGUUCCCCUGCGGUUCUGGACCCUACCCCUCCACCUUUAUGGCUCUAUCCGUUCAAUACCACUGAGGUGACAGUCACAGAUACAUGGCGGCAGCGUCCUGGAAGCCCAAAAUGCAACACAGCUCUUCCACUGCUUCUUAACUUGAAGAAUAUUGAUGUGUUUCAUUUCAAAGAUGAGAGUGACGAUGAUUUAUACGGGUAGCUUGUAGUCUGUGUAGCAUGGCUGUACACUCUUGGUCUUAUCUCUUAAUGAACUGAAGUAAAGAUGUUAAAUGGGGAAUAUCAGUUUAUCUUAAAAUUGGGUGUUUUCAGACCAGAUGUUACACACUUUAAAACUUGCAAUCCAUUGUCUUUGUAGCGAUAUACUACUAAUGUGAGAAACUGUUUCCUUUUUACUUGAUGCAAAGUCAUUCCGUUAACUCGAUCAAUGUACAAUUUACCUGUAGGAGCCAAAUAUGUGUGUCAUUCACUGAUGUGAACAUGGGGUGUCGCUGUAAUGCCAGCCUAUUUGGGCUUACCUAUAAAGGUAGAAGGAAGUAUGUUGACGUCAGGUGUUCAACCCGGAAGGGGCAAACGGUUUUUGACUGCUGUGGCGCGGAGGGAUUACUGCAAAGCUGUAUGUUUGGUCUUUGAUAUCUGUCACGAUCGGUGCAUAAGAAAGCAAUAAAGUAUUGUCAUGUUGCAACAAGC